Messenger RNA from Rhagoletis zephyria (snowberry fruit fly), 3477 nucleotides. RefSeq names its product Nuclear hormone receptor FTZ-F1 beta (gene Hr39). The record is from RefSeq and is a predicted model, not a curated record. NCBI's taxonomy places the organism in Eukaryota, Metazoa, Arthropoda, Insecta, Diptera, Tephritidae. Gene Ontology annotation, biological process: regulation of DNA-templated transcription. Gene Ontology annotation, molecular function: zinc ion binding; sequence-specific DNA binding; nuclear receptor activity.
CAAAUAUAUUCAGCAUGGGACUACACCAGCGACAUCUGUCCAAUUUUUAUAAACUGCACCAGCGCUCCAUAAAAACUAAGAGGAUUUUAUAAAUACGCACAUUUGCACAAUUUUGUGAAGAAGGCGCACAAGCUAUAUAUCUUUUUAUACUAAAAAGUAAACCGUUACUAAACAUACGAAAUAAUGUCCUCCACAAAAGCUGAGAGCGCCGCUGGCUCCAAUCCAUCAGCGACUGCCUUUGGCUCAACCCUAGCUGGCAGUGCAUUCCAAUUGCCCGUGAAUAUGCACGGCCAUGCCCAAAUCACUUCGAAUGGCAGCCACUGCCACAGUACUAAUGGCACAACAACAACAACCACCACAACAACAACACGCAACAAUGUAUCCGUCACGAAUAUUAAAUGCGAAAUGGAUGAGAGUAUUGCGUCAUCGCUAACGCCCAAUGGCAAUAUAGUGCCGGUCAUAGCUGCAACAGGCGCUGCCAGCUACUAUAACGGUGCAAGUAGUGGAAUUGGUGGUGUUGGUAUACGGAUACCUGUCACGAAGGCGGAAGAUUCCGACUCUGAGACUGAGUUGACGAACAUUGAGAAUUUAAAAGUGACGCGACGCGCGCAUAGCAGCAAUGCGGACGUCAGCACGCCUGGUGCGGCUGGUGGCGGCAGUAAUACAAACGCUAAUCAUAACAAGAAUGGACCGCGUCCCAUGUCCUGGGAAGGGGAACUCUCCGAAACGGAGACGACUGAAACGGAGCUUAUGGAAACGGAGAAUUCGUUAAGUAAUAGCGGCAUAGCGCCGAGCAUGUUGAGCACAAACAAUGGCAGUAUUGGUAGUAUAGGCGUGGCGGUGAUUAAAAGCGAGGCGACCACCACAACCCCCGCACAGACUUUGCCGCCAACGCCGACACAUCCCAUCAAGCCUGAACAAAUGGAACAAAUUUCCGUUGAGGUGCAUGCUGGUGCAGCGGCGCUUGCACCGUCGCGCACCGGCUUGGGUAGCAGCAGCAGUGCCGGAAGUCUUUAUUCCACACCGCACACAAAGCUCGCACCCACGCAAAGUGAUCCCAUUAAUCUGAAGUACGAUCCCGAUGCCAACGCUACGGGGCUUAUCACAGCUGGCGGAAAUGUAAACUCGCCACUUUUGGCGCGUAACAAAUCAGCCACCCUGCCACUUCCUGCCAAUCCCAGCCCAGACUCUGCCAUACAUUCCGUCUAUACGCACAGCUCACCAUCCCAGUCGCCAUUGACGUCGCGCCACGCACCCUACACGCCAUCGCUGAGUCGAAACAAUAGCGACGCAUCGCACAGCUCAUGCUACUCUUACAGUUCAGAGUUCAGUCCAACACAUUCACCCAUACAGGGCAGACAUGCGCCACCGGUGCCAGCACUCUACGGCAGCUUCAAUGGCUCGCUGCACCACUCAGUGCUCUACCGACCCAUUACGGUGGAUAGUGGCGGUGGCGGUGGCGGCGGCGCUGGUAACGGCAAUGCCGUUCUUGCCAGCAACGCGGAGGCACAGAACCUAAGCAUGGACACGAAGGUCUCGCCGCUCAACAUGGGUCUGGAGGGUUUGCCUGCCUCACCGGCUGGUAUUUCGCGUCAACAGCUCAUAAACUCGCCUUGUCCCAUUUGCGGCGAUAAAAUCUCCGGCUUCCACUACGGCAUCUUCUCGUGUGAAUCGUGUAAGGGCUUCUUCAAGCGCACCGUCCAGAAUCGCAAGAACUAUGUAUGCGUACGCGGCGGCCCAUGUCCGGUAAGCAUUUCGACGCGCAAGAAAUGUCCCGCUUGUCGUUUCGAAAAAUGUCUGCAGAAGGGCAUGAAACUUGAGGCGAUACGUGAAGAUCGCACGCGUGGUGGACGCUCCACGUACCAAUGCUCGUACACAUUGCCCAAUUCGAUGUUGAGUCCGCUAUUGAGUCCGGAACAGCAGGGUGUUGCGGCAGCGGUGGCAGCAGCUGCUGCGGCAGCAGCCAGCCAACAGCAGCAGCACCAGCAACAGGGACGACUUGGCGGUGGCGCGCAAAUGACGCAUUCAAUGUCUGCACAGCAGCAGCAGCAUCAUCACACGCUGAACGGACUGGCUGCGGGUUUGGGUGGUGGGGGGCACGCCACAAUCAAGUCGGAACAGUGUGAUGAAGGAGCUACCGCGCCGGCGCGUGCAACAAACAUUCCUAUGCUGCUGCAGGAAAUCAUGGAUGUUGAACAUCUGUGGCAGUAUAAUGAAGCCGAAUUGGCGCGUCUCAAUCAACCGAUCUCUACAUCGUCUUCCUCCUCUUCCAAUGCCUCUACCGCCUCGACGUCCACUGCGACUGGUGGUGGUGGUGGCGUUGCUGCUGCUGCUAUCAAUACACAAAUGACAAACCCUCUGCUGGCCAGUGCUGGUUUCGGUAACGGUGAAAAUGCCAAUCCCGAUCUUAUUGCACACCUGUGCAAUGUGGCCGAUCAUCGACUGUACAAGAUCGUCAAAUGGUGCAAAAGUUUGCCGCUCUUCAAGCAUAUUUCGAUCGAUGAUCAAAUUUGCUUGCUGAUCAAUUCAUGGUGUGAAUUGUUGCUCUUCUCGUGCUGUUAUCGUUCGAUCGAUACGCCGGGAGAGAUUAAGAUGUCACAAGGCAAGAAGAUUGACUUAGCGCAGGCAAAAUCAAGUGGCUUACAGGUGAGCAGCAAGCUAAGAAAUGCCUGCAUUGAACGAAUGCUGAACCUGACAGAAAACUUGAGACGCCUACGCGUCGAUCGCUAUGAAUAUGUUGCCAUGAAAGUGAUUGUGCUGCUGCAGUCGGACACCAGCGAAUUGCAGGAGCCCGUCAAGGUGCGUGAAUGUCAAGAGAAGGCGUUGCAAGCCUUGCAGGCCUACACGCUUGCGCACUAUCCAGAUACGCCGUCCAAAUUUGGUGAACUACUGCUACGCAUACCAGAUCUGCAAAAGACAUGCCAGCUCGGCAAGGAGAUGCUCACCAUAAAAUCACGUGAUGGCGGUGAUUUCAAUUUACUUAUGGAACUGCUACGNGCGCAUACCAGAUCUGCAAAAGACAUGCCAGCUCGGCAAGGAGAUGCUCACCAUAAAAUCACGUGAUGGCGGUGAUUUCAAUUUACUUAUGGAACUGCUACGUGGAGAACAUUGACAAAUGCUCUUGAAAAGUGUGCGUAGAAAGAAGCAACUGCAAAAACAACAAGAGCAAGUAGACGCAGCAACAAGGGCAGCGCAAGAUUGCCGCCAACUGCUCCAAUGGCGAAGUGCAAUGGAAUUAGCCGCAAGAAAGGCAAUUGAUUGUGCUUGAAGAGGAGAAAAGGAAGCCCAGAAAGAGGGAGAGGGAGCAGCAGGUAUAUGAAAUCUGCCGCAAUGCUUCCAGAUAGUAAACAAAAAAUAUACAAACAGAGAUGCUCGACGUGGAGCGGCUGAAACGAAGACAGCUUAAAUUUAUAUGAAGAAAAUAUAUAAAAUCUAUAUAUUAGUAAAUGUUAGUCAAUUAAGUAAAUAAGAAAACGC